GGGAAUAUCAAAAUUUAAACUGGACGGAACCCUAGCCGAGGUUCCGAUAGUUUCUUGGUAGAGCUUUGCGCCGCCGCGCAGGAGUCGGAGCCGCCGCGUCGACACUAGAAGCCAUGGCUGUUCCGUUGUUAGACAAGAAGAUUGUGAAGAAGCGCGUGAAAAAGUUUAAGAGGCAUCAGAGUGAUCGCUUUGUUUCCGUGAAGCCCAACUGGCGCCGGCCUAAGGGCAUCGACUCCUGUGUGAGAAGAAAGUUCAAAGGACGCACCUUGAUGCCCAACAUAGGCUACGGAUCAGACAAGAAGACCCGCCACUACCUUCCCAAUGGAUUUAAGAAGUUUCUUGUGCACAACAUCGAAGAACUCCAACUUUUGAUGAUGCACAACAGGACAUACUGCGCAGAGAUUGCACACAAUGUCUCAACCAAGAAAAGAAAUGAAAUUGUCGAACGUGCAGCUCAGUUAGACAUUGCUGUGACCAACAAAUUAGCUCGGCUGCGUUACCAGGAGGACGAGUAAGCUCUCGCCUACUCUUGUUACUUUCGCCUUCCGAGUUUUGGGUUUUACAUUACAAUAUUUCGACCAAAAUGUUAUAUACUCCCUCCAUCCCACAAUAAGGCUGUGAUGACCUUUCUGCGUGUUGAUAUUUGAAUAUUAAUUAUUAUAUCAAUACGCAGUAGAAAUAAAGAGAAAAAGACAAAAAUACGUUUAUUAGUCUCUUAUAAUACAAAUACAAUGAUAUUUAUCGAGUAAAUUAUUCAAAUAUAAGGAUAUUUUUUUAUGUUAAGUAGAAUGACGCAAAAAUCAAAUAGCAACUUUCUUGCGGGACGGACGGAGUAUGUGUUUUUUUAGUGUUUCGAGGAUAAUUGUGAAUCUUGUAGUUUUUAUUGCAUUUCUAUAGCAUUUACAUUAUGUUUAUUUGCCUUAGCUGAUGAUUUAAUAAGACGACUUUCUUUUCUUUUCU
This is a messenger RNA of Andrographis paniculata, 960 nucleotides long. Its product is annotated as 60S ribosomal protein L32-1-like. The transcript is spliced from 4 exons. Gene Ontology annotation, cellular component: cytosolic large ribosomal subunit; ribosome. NCBI's taxonomy places the organism in Eukaryota, Viridiplantae, Streptophyta, Magnoliopsida, Lamiales, Acanthaceae. Gene Ontology annotation, biological process: translation. Bases 114 to 515 code for a protein of 133 amino acids. The record is from RefSeq and is a predicted model, not a curated record. Gene Ontology annotation, molecular function: structural constituent of ribosome.